Messenger RNA from Cavia porcellus (domestic guinea pig), 8502 nucleotides. RefSeq names its product SRY-box transcription factor 5 (gene Sox5). The coding region runs from base 1556 to 3811 and encodes 751 amino acids. The record is from RefSeq and is a predicted model, not a curated record. The transcript is spliced from 15 exons. NCBI's taxonomy places the organism in Eukaryota, Metazoa, Chordata, Mammalia, Rodentia, Caviidae. Gene Ontology annotation, molecular function: RNA polymerase II cis-regulatory region sequence-specific DNA binding; DNA-binding transcription factor activity, RNA polymerase II-specific. Gene Ontology annotation, biological process: regulation of transcription by RNA polymerase II; cell fate commitment; positive regulation of chondrocyte differentiation. Gene Ontology annotation, cellular component: nucleus.
UCACAUUCUGUCACCUAUGACAAUUGUAAAUCUGUAAGAUGGCUAAUGUGUUUUCAGGGUUUUCUGAUAUCUUCUUUUGAGCAUUUUAUUUGCUUUUAUUCACCUACUACAUUUUAGAAGGAAAAGUGUGUAUAACUCAUUACAGUUCUUAAUUACCAACUCAAUAAUUUGCAGGCUAACUGAGCAAAGACUUUGGCUUAAAAUGCAGUUUGGAUGAAGUAGUUUAUAAAACACAGUUCUGUCAUAUGCACACUGGAGGACUGUCCUGAAGAGCUGGCAGGAGACCUGGUCGAGUGCAAAGAACACUUAAGAGUUAAAUGCCAGGUGGCAUUAUGUAUUGCUUAGUGUUUAGCAGAUUUGAUAAAGAAAUUGCAAAUAUCACAUGUUGGUGGAUUCAUAUAUUUCUUAGAUAUAAUAAGCACAUGUUGAAGUAUUUACCUGUUCUUGGGGAACUAAAAUCUAUAUGUGUAUCAUAAGUGAGAGGCAAAUAAUAAGGGCUGUUCUGAUUCUUAAGUACAUUAUUCCUUCAUAGACUUGGAAUAUAUUUCAUUCAUAAUGCAUUUAGAAAGCAAAAUUACAUUUCUGGGCAAAGUCUGAGUUUUAUUGUCUGUUCUUUCCACUAUCAAGUCUUCAGCCACCUAAUGAGUAUAUUGUAUAAUGCAGAUGUACAUUAUGUAAUCUGAAUGCAGCCCUUUUUAUAGAUUAGUUUAAUAAGUGUAACUAAUGGAUUCUGUUUUCUUACAUAAUUUGUUAUUCAUUUAUACUUUCAAUGAGGUUAACCAAUAGCACAGCAAAUAAACUAAUCUAAGUUUUUCUCUUGUACUAAUUCACAUACAGUUUCAAAUGUCAGAUCUGCGACGGAGGUGAUGGCAGUCAGAUAAAAGAUGUUCAAAGAUUUAACCAAAGCCUUGAAAUGUGUUCUUACUAAAGGGGAAAUUCAGUUGAAUGAGAAAUAGACUAAAACAUCACAGUGUCUUCCUUCUUUCAUUCAUUCUGCUUUCCCACUUUUUCAUUGAUUGAUAGCAUCACCAUAGGAAGUAAGUGCAUGUAAAAUUCACUUGCUGUAUGGUUGAAUAUGAUCAAGGGAUAUUGCUGGGAGAGGACAAGAAUCUAGAGGCUGAUACUAUUUUGCAUGGGUGUACAGUGUUUAUUUGGACAUACUUUAGGAAUAUGCCUCAUAUUCCUUGAUGUUAAUCAGGAACUGAUAGCUGUUCAGGAAGAGAAGACCUUUUUAGCCUUUCUGACUUCUGUGUUUUCUACUGCAGCUUGGAAGUUGUUCUCCCUUACUAGCUGAGAGUUCAUACAUCUCCUCUGUAGAUAUUGUGGCGUAUGGUUCUGCUUGUCCAAUAGGGGGGUGUUGCAUCUUUCCACAUUCAGUAUCCUUUUCCCUUGGAGUCUGAGAGUAAAACCUCAGCAGUACUCCCUGCCUUUGCCAGCCCGAGGAGUCAGAGACUCAAAGUUGCUCCCAGUUCUUGCGCCUUCAUUGUAGAGCUACAUUCUGCUCAUUGGGCUGCCGAGAAGGACCAGACCGAAACAAGAUUCAGAAGAAUUCUGGAUGUCUUCCAAGCGACCAGCCUCUCCGUAUGGGGAAGCAGAUGGAGAGGUAGCCAUGGUGACAAGCAGACAGAAAGUGGAAGAAGAGGAGAGUGACGGGCUCCCAGCCUUUCACCUUCCUUUGCAUGUGAGUUUUCCCAACAAGCCUCACUCUGAGGAAUUUCAGCCAGUUUCUCUGCUGACGCAAGAGACUUGUGGCCAUAGGACUCCCACUUCUCAGCACAACACAAUGGAAGUUGAUGGCAAUAAAGUUAUGUCUUCAUUUGCCCCACACAACUCAUCUACCUCACCUCAAAAGGCAGAAGAAGGUGGGCGACAAAGUGGCGAGUCCUUGUCUAGUACGGCCCUGGGGACCCCUGAACGACGCAAGGGCAGCUUAGCUGAUGUUGUUGACACCUUGAAGCAGAGGAAAAUGGAGGAGCUCAUCAAAAACGAGCCAGAAGAAACUCCCAGUAUUGAAAAACUACUCUCAAAGGACUGGAAAGACAAGCUUCUUGCAAUGGGAUCAGGAAACUUUGGCGAAAUAAAAGGGACGCCUGAAAGCCUCGCUGAGAAAGAGAGGCAGCUCAUGGGGAUGAUCAACCAGCUGACAAGUCUGCGCGAGCAGCUAUUGGCUGCCCACGAUGAGCAGAAGAAACUGGCUGCAUCUCAGAUUGAGAAGCAGCGGCAGCAAAUGGAGCUGGCCAAGCAGCAACAAGAGCAGAUUGCAAGGCAACAGCAGCAGCUUCUACAGCAACAACACAAAAUCAACUUGCUUCAGCAACAGAUCCAGCAGGUCCAAGGUCAGCUGCCGCCAUUAAUGAUUCCCGUAUUUCCUCCUGAUCAACGGACGCUGGCUGCAGCGGCCCAGCAAGGAUUCCUCCUUCCUCCAGGCUUCAGCUAUAAGGCUGGAUGUAGUGACCCUUACCCUGUUCAGCUGAUCCCAACUACCAUGGCAGCUGCUGCCGCAGCAACACCAGGCUUAGGCCCACUCCAACUGCAGCAGUUAUAUGCUGCCCAGCUAGCUGCAAUGCAGGUAUCUCCAGGAGGGAAGCUGCCAGGCAUACCCCAAGGCAACCUUGGUGCUGCUGUAUCUCCUACCAGCAUUCACACAGACAAGAGCACAAACAGCCCGCCACCCAAAAGCAAGGAUGAAGUGGCACAGCCACUGAACCUAUCCGCCAAACCCAAGACCUCUGAUGGCAAAUCACCCACAUCACCCACCUCUCCUCAUAUGCCAGCUCUGAGAAUAAACAGUGGGGCAGGCCCCCUCAAAGCCUCUGUCCCAGCAACGUUAGCUAGUCCUUCAACCAGAGUUAGCACAAUAGGUUAUUUAAACGAUCAUGAUGCUGUCAGCAAGGCAAUCCAGGAAGCUCGGCAAAUGAAGGAGCAGCUUCGUCGGGAGCAACAGGUGCUUGAUGGGAAGGUGGCUGUUGUGAAUAGUCUAGGUCUCAAUAACUGCCGGACAGAAAAGGAGAAAACAACACUGGAAAGUCUGACUCAGCAACUGGCAGUUAAACAGAAUGAAGAAGGAAAAUUUAGCCAUGCAAUGAUGGACUUCAAUAUGAGUGGAGAUUCUGAUGGAAGUGCUGGAGUUUCAGAGUCAAGAAUUUAUAGGGAAUCCAGGGGGCGUGGUAGCAAUGAACCCCACAUAAAACGUCCAAUGAAUGCUUUCAUGGUAUGGGCUAAAGAUGAACGGAGAAAAAUCCUUCAAGCCUUUCCUGACAUGCACAACUCCAACAUCAGCAAGAUACUGGGAUCUCGCUGGAAAGCUAUGACAAACCUAGAGAAGCAGCCAUAUUACGAGGAGCAAGCCCGUCUCAGCAAGCAGCACCUGGAGAAGUACCCCGACUACAAGUACAAGCCCAGGCCGAAGCGCACCUGCCUCGUGGAUGGCAAAAAGCUGCGCAUCGGGGAAUACAAGGCCAUCAUGCGCAACAGGCGGCAGGAAAUGCGGCAGUACUUCAACGUCGGGCAACAAGCACAGAUCCCCAUCGCCACCGCUGGCGUCGUGUACCCGGGAGCCAUCGCCAUGGCCGGGAUGCCCUCCCCGCACCUGCCCUCCGAGCACUCCAGCGUGUCCAGCAGCCCUGAGCCCGGGAUGCCCGUUAUUCAGAGCACUUACGGCGUGAAAGGGGAGGAGCCGCACAUCAAAGAAGAGAUCCAGGCUGAGGACAUCAACGGAGAGAUUUAUGAUGAGUACGAUGAGGAAGAGGAUGAUCCGGAUGUGGAUUAUGGGAGUGACAGUGAAAACCAUAUCGCAGGACAAGCCAACUGAUAAGGGUCAAAGAUCGUUGUGACCUUAGGACUUCAAGAAGCCCUAGCUGGUUCAUCCUUACCAGUGGCCAAGCACAUUAACUUUCUCAUACACUGACUGUUACUUUAACUGUUAGUCUUAAAUAGUUGGGACAUCAGCUGACUAAUAGACCUCAGCCUCAAAAGGCUUGGAAAGGAGAAAAAAAAAAAAAAACGAAAAAAAAAAAAAGCAAACAACAAUAUCGACAACAAGAGAUUGAAAUAAGCUAUGGGUAAAACAAUGCCAGUAAUUCAGCUGCUACAUCCAAGCACUGAAGUCUUACCCGUUAACUUUUUUUUUUUUUAAUAAACUUUAUGGCUGUUUGUUCUACAAUGUUCUAGAAAUUCUCACUCAGGUACACAGUGCCAACAAGUGGCUUGUGAAUGUGUUUCGUUGUUUUGUGCUACAAUUUUUAAAAAGAAAUAAGUUUUGUUUUGUUUUGGGGGGUUUCUGGGCUUUUUUUUCUUUUACUUUUUCUUUCCUUUCCCUUUUUUUUUUUUUUUUUCUUUUUUAGUUCUUUAAAUGCACCUGACAGAAAAAUGAAAGACGAAUUUCUCUUUACUUCUCUCCACUUUCUCCAUCCCUUUGCUUUAAAGAUGGAAGUCUGUGCAUGGGGGAGGGGGGGAGGGAAAAAGAGCCUGUUUUUAACUUCCUCGCUAUCAUCACAAAACACACAGUUAUUUUCUUUAGAGAGUUUUCUUUAUCUGUUGCACACCACACUACAUCUUUAAGCAAGUGCCAAAUUUGUACUGAAGUGUUGACCAAUUUCAUAUUUUUUCCUUUUCCUUUUUCCUGUUCCUUCUUGAGUUAGGACAGUGUUAUAUCUUAGACAAUCCCUUGAAAAACCUGAUAUACCAGCAGCUGGUGAGAUUUGACUUUUUUUUUUUUUUAAAUGGAAACUGUAGGUGCUGUUCUCAGGUGAAAAGAGAGAGAGACAUAAGAAAUUUAGAGAAAAAAAUAUUUUCUGAUCUUGGAUUUUUGUGUGUAUGUAUGUGUGUGAAUAUGGUACUAACAGAAAUAAAGUUGGACCAUUGUGAGUUAAACCCACAUCUGGGGAUGAAAUCCCACAUCCUCCUAAGUGACUGGUCUAGAAGUAAUCUUGACCUUGACUUUGCACUUCAAAUGACAAUUUAACCAAGUAUAGGGCUCAGAAAUUCUAUUUUUCGGUUUCUAAUGUGAUGGUGAUCGGAGGGAUCAGGCGGCCCUGUGUAAUAGAGGUGUGCGUGUACCACACGGAAGCAGCUAGCAAACGACUCCCAGAUGUCCCUUUUCCCUGGACAGUCGGUUCUACUAAUGUUUGCUACUUAGUGGUUUUUGUUUUUCCUGUUGAUACUUCGAGCAAAACAAUCACUGUUUUUACUGAAUAGAUUUGGCCAUUUCCCAGAAAUACAGAAUUAGCUUAUUUCUCAACAUUCCAUCCUUUCCUGACCAGGAAAAGGAACUGAUGACGACUUUUGUAUUUUUCAUCUCCGUGAAAUGAAGUGGAGGCCUUUUUGCAUUUCAAAAGUGUGGGCCAGGUGCAUUUUCUGCCAUAAAAACCAGGAUUUGAUUUAAAGUCACUGCAGGCCACCAAAGCGGGGCCUGCCUGAGCCCAGGGAUCCCAGCCAGUCCUCUUCCUUUGCUGGGAGGUGAAUCUGCUGAAGUCUAAUUUAGUGUCUGCGGAGCAUGCGCAGAGAGCAACAGCCGAUGCGGAUGGGACUCCUUUUAAAAUUUUGCCAGCCAAACGCCAAGGCAGUGGUAGCACCUGUACAAAUAAAUUCAAAAAUCUUUUUAAGUCAAUUUUGCCAUUAUUUGCGUUUCCACAUCCAGCAGUAAAUACUUGAGCCGGUCGCUUGGAUGUACCACGGUGUUCAUUCUGUCCAGUGGUCAUUUUCCUAUCUCACCCCCCACCAAACACCAUCCUAAAGUUUGACUUUCACAUAUAAAUAAAGAAAAUAAAUACUUUUUAAAAAUUUUCUCUCUCUCAGAAGACUUGCUUUCGGGUUUUGCUUGGAGGAGCUGAUCAUAUCCUGCAUGUCAGAGACUUUGUUUCGUUUGUUUUUUCUGUUGUUUUUGAUGACUGUAUUUUCAUUCAAACUGCCUCUUUUUGCUAGUGUUGUAAUAAUGAUGAUGAUAAAAUAAUAAUAAUAAUAAUAAUAAUGGUCAGCUGUUCCCAGAUUAGUAAGUUAUGUAUAAUUUAUUUUAUUUUGCCCUUUCUAUUUUAUUCUGCUCUGAUUUGGAAGUGCAGCCAAUAAGCUGUUAGAUAUUUAAAAGUAAUUGCUAUCACCAACUCAUAUGUAAUAUGCAUAUAUAUAUACACACACACACAUAUACUUACCAAUAUAUGUGUGUAUAUAUAUAUGUACAUACACACAUGUGUUCACCCACACAGUUUUACUUCUUUUGUAAGUUUUUUUCCUUCUAAAAAUUUGGGCCCCAAUAAUGUCAGUUCUGGUGUUUAAUACAGAGGAGUAAAUUAAUAGGAGGCUCGUGAUCAAUCUUGUCUUAUGCUCUUGUCACUCAUUUUAGUUAUUUAACUGCCACAGUCAUCUAGAGCCAACUUUUGUUUUUAUUUGUUCUAUUUGUUUUUAAGCACUCUGAAAAAGGAAAAAAAGACACUUGCUUUUGUAUCAUUGUUAGGUACAAUGUGAAAACAGAUUUUUUAAAAACUUGUUCUGUCUUUGUUAACAAAUUUCUUCUGACUUACGUGGGGUCACCUCCACGUCUGCUGGAUCCUUAUUUCAUACCAUGUUACCCACAUGCUUGGUUUCCAUUUGAUGACUCUGGGCUACAAGAAUACUUUGUUUUAGCUCCAGGUAGAUGCCACUGAGGCAUUCAUGGCCAAAAUGAAUCCGAAACACCACUGAAUUGACAAAAUAUUGCAUUUGGUUUAAAAUUUCCUUGUUUUAUUGAACGAUAGAAUGAAAUUCUUAAUAGAAAUCUCUAACUGCUGGAACCCAGAAUUUACUUAGUUACAUAUAUGCCCAAGACUAACCUGUGCAUGGACUGAAAUAAAAAACAAGUCCACAGCACUCAUUGAAUUCUCUUGUUACAGCAUUUAAUUCACUGGAUGUCAACAUUUCUUUGCUCUAGUUCUCCCCAGAAGACAAGAAAAACGAAAAUGCUUAUAUUAAUGUUUUGAAGUCACUUGAUGAAAGGUGCUGUGAACAGAGACUUGCUGUGUUGACAUACUGCCUUUUCUGGCAUUUGACUGGUUUAUGAUUUUUGUAAAGGAUCCUAAAACUUUGUAUUCUUUUUCUGUGCCCCAUUAUGACCAAAAAAGAUAAGGUGGAAGAAAUGAGAAUGAAAUCAAACUGAAAUAAACUGUCUCCUCCCUCCUUUCUUCUUGCCUACCCACCUGCUGAAAAUUCUCUCUCCACACCCCCAUCCUUUUUCUCUGUCUCCCUCCACUUUUUCUCUGAGGAAUAAUCUUGCCAGAACUCUGUUUUUUAUACUUGAUGUGAUCUGUUCCUCUAAAUUAGUCAUGUUCUUAUAUGAAUCUAAAAGAAUAUUACUAGAAAAAAUAGUUAAAAGUUGCUUAUUGGUAAACUAAUAAUGAUUUGGCUAGUUAUUACAUUUGAACAGAACACAAACUAUUCUUCAGUCUGUUUACACCUAGAUUAGUUAGGUCAAUGUUAAGGUUCAUUUGGCAUCUACAGUUUAGAGUUACCCAUGUCAUCAGAUUCCUCCUGAAAGACAUAGUCAUUGUUGAAACCAAAUCUUUCUAUAAGGAACAAAUAUUUAAAAUGUUCUUUGGUGAUACUGUUCCCUAGAUUUGAUAUCUGGAAUAGAAUUUUACCUUAAUUAAUUUAAAGAAAAUUAUCUUUAUUUCAUGGUCUCAUUUCAGAUAUUUUCUUAAUCCAGAAGCUGUUAAUAUUCUCAGAAGAAACCUCUUAUAUCACACUUAAAAUGUCAAAAAUAAGUAUACUUCCAUUCAUUCUCAAGGGUAAAUUAUUGAAUUGUAAUAAACAACUGUAUAUUUACAAACAGGUUUAUAAAAUAUUUGUCUAUCAAGUUAAUAAUAAAAACUUAUGGGGUCUACAAGGAAAAAUAUGAAGCCCACUGAAAGUGGUUCAGAUAUCUCUUUGUCUUGUAGGGCAUAGAUGUUUGUUUAGCCAAGCUUAUACAGUAUUUAAUUUUGAAAUUUCCUAUAACUAUCAAUUUACCAGGUUGGAGAUGACAUGUUGAGUUUCCUACUGAUCAAUUCCUGUCCUCUCCAGUGUUUCUGUCACUGGUUCACUAAAACAGUAUUUAUAUAGCUCCACGGGCUCUAAAGCUCUUAGUCUUUCUGACAUUUUGGAUUUUACAAGUAAAAAUUUUUUUAAAAAAUAAAACAGAGACAAUCAAAUGCCUGGAGCUUAAAACAAAGUAUGUGCAACCUACCAUCUCACUUGAAAUUUAAUAAAAUAAAUAAUUAUGUAAAUAUAACAUAGAGUUAUAGAUUUAUAUUUUGUUCAUAACACAUAGUGUAAUAUAAGUUGUAUAUUUUCAUGUUUUUGGUUUUAUGUUAUCAUCCAUGCCACAAUAAAAAUAAAACAGGAGUUUAUGUACUCUUAAAAAAAUAAGAUGUGGGUUGCCACCAACCUGUUUUUUUGUUUUUUGUCUUUUGUUUUUGUUUUUGUUUAUUUUUUUCAUUCUUUUUUCAGUAUUACUGCCGUGCAAGGCACCAAUAAAAACAGCAAAUGUGUUCUUUA